This is a messenger RNA of Trachemys scripta elegans, 3392 nucleotides long. RefSeq names its product acyl-CoA dehydrogenase medium chain (gene ACADM). Gene Ontology annotation, molecular function: medium-chain fatty acyl-CoA dehydrogenase activity; flavin adenine dinucleotide binding. Gene Ontology annotation, biological process: fatty acid beta-oxidation; medium-chain fatty acid catabolic process. The coding region runs from base 126 to 1394 and encodes 422 amino acids. Lineage: Eukaryota; Metazoa; Chordata; Testudines; Emydidae. The record is from RefSeq and is a predicted model, not a curated record. Gene Ontology annotation, cellular component: mitochondrion. The transcript is spliced from 12 exons.
CCCGCCCCCGAGCUGUUCAACGGGCCCAGUCUCUCCGCCCCGCCCAGGAGGCGGGGCCCAGCGGACACUGCUCCUCGCCUGCAGCCGGCGGGGUCAGCUCGUACUCAGGGGCAGCGCCCAUCAAGAUGUCUGCGCUGAGGGUCACCCGGGUGCUUCAAAGCAUUGCUCAAUGUGGCUGGAGAUCACAAUCUAGUCAAGCUGCUCAAGUGUCACAUCAAAUUAAACCUGGAGCUGGCUUUAGUUUUGAGCUCAGUGAUGAACAGAGAGAGUUUCAAGCUACUGCUCGUAAAUUUGCUAGAGAGGAAAUCAUCCCUGUUGCUGCACAAUAUGACAAAACUGGAGAGUAUCCUGUUCCCCUUAUAAAACGGGCAUGGGAACUUGGUCUGAUGAAUUCACACAUACCAGAAAGUUGUGGUGGACUGGGCCUUGGCACUUUUGAAGCUUGCCUUAUUACAGAAGAAUUAGCUUAUGGAUGUACAGGGGUCCAAACUGCUAUUGAAGCAAAUUCCUUGGGACAAAUGCCAGUCAUCAUUGCAGGAAAUGAGCAACAGCAGAAGAAAUAUUUGGGGAGAAUGACUGAGGAGCCAUUGAUGUGUGCCUACUGUGUAACAGAACCUGGAGCAGGCUCUGAUGUGGCAGGUAUAAAAACGAGAGCUGAGAAGAAAGGAGAUGAAUAUGUCAUAAAUGGUCAAAAGAUGUGGAUCACCAAUGGUGGCAAAGCUAACUGGUAUUUUUUGUUAGCUCGUUCCAAUCCUGAUCCGAAAGCCCCUGCCAGCAAAGCCUUUACUGGAUUUAUUGUGGAAGCAGACAGCCCUGGAAUCCAAAUUGGAAGAAAGGAGUUGAAUAUGGGUCAGCGCUGCUCAGAUACAAGAGGUAUUGUCUUUGAGGAUGUGAGAGUGCCCAAAGAAAAUGUUCUAAGUGCUGAGGGAGUUGGUUUUAAAAUUGCUAUGGGAGCUUUUGAUAAAACCAGACCUCCAGUAGCAGCAGGUGCUAUUGGGCUAGCACAGAGAGCAUUGGAUGAAGCUACUAGGUAUGCUUUGGAAAGAAAAACCUUUGGAAAACCAAUUAUAGAGCACCAAGCAGUGUCCUUCAUGCUGGCUGAAAUGGCAAUGAAAGUGGAACUAGCUAGACUGGCUUGCCAAAGGGCUGCUUGGGAGAUUGAUGCGGGUCGCAGAAAUACUUACUUCGCAUCCAUUGCCAAGGCAUUUGCUGGUGACAUUGCAAACCAACUAGCUUCAGAUGCGGUCCAGAUUUUUGGAGGAAAUGGAUUUAAUAGUGAAUAUCCUGUAGAAAAACUAAUGAGAGAUGCCAAAAUCUAUCAGAUCUACGAAGGAACAGCUCAGAUCCAAAGGCUGAUCAUAGCACGUGAACAUGUGGCCAAGUUUAAAAGUUAAGCAAAAGCAUUGAUGUUGGCUGUCAAUGCCUUUAUAAAGGAAAAGAGGGCUUUAAACUUUUUCUUGAAUGCAGUUUAAAAAGAAAAAAAUAAUAACCUUUCAUUCACACUUUUGUAUUAUGUACUUUCUUAAACCUCAAUUUUUCCCCUGCUCUGUCUACAAAUUUGGUAUUUUCUAAAGCAUAUCUUUGGCCUCCAAUAUGGUAUUGCAUUGUUUUUUUAAUAGUACAUUUUUUUCUCCUUAAAAGGGUCCAAACUUGCACACAUUGGAAUACAUUGUAGUUUCAUCAUUGAAUUCAGUAGGAGCAGAUUUGGACCUAAGCAAAGAAGAAAAUAUCGAAACCUUUAAUAAAAAAGCUAUUACUCUGUUUCCUCAGAGAUCAUGUUCUGCUUCGUAGGUUUCAAUUUCUUCUGUGUACUUACAGCUUUAUGAGUUCUAGAAACUUGCACUUUCAGAAUAUUUAAAAUUAAGUAUAGGUGAAUGUUUAGGCCCUGCUAAAUUAUAAUACUGUGUUCUGACAUCAAAACAGGGAUUAUUGUUUUAGGAAAAUAAUAUCACAGCAGCUUAUCACUUUAUUUUACUAUACUUGUAAAUUGUCUAUACAUGUAUGAGCAAAACCUGUUUUAUGCUAUGCCAUUGUAAACAAACAUGAAAUUUGGUUUACUUGUGCACCAUCUUUCAUCUUAUUUGUCUGGAACAAGUACUGAUUUUUUUUUUUUUUUUUUAAUUCUGUCUAUUUGGAUGCAUGUAUUUUACCUUCUGUGCCUUAAAAAAAGCUAUCGUAUUGUAUACAGUUUAAAAAAACCAAACUUCAUUCUCCUCUCUCUCUCCUUCCUAAAAUAAGACUUCUUUUUAUGGAUAAAUACUAUGAACAACUUUUGGGAACUAAUGUUAUGCGCAAUAGUAGUUUCAUUAACUACAUAUUUUUUUUAUAGCAGAAAAACUGAACAAUGACCAUUCAGAUUCAGAUUUUUUAGUUUCUUUGAACUGCACGCAUUCAAAAUCACCAUAAGGGUUACUGUGCCACAUUUUUGGAUAUAGUAUCCCUAUUAAACAUAAAUAUUACCUCAAGUAUGAUGAUUGAUAGAAGCAGUAAAUCACACAAUGCAAAGUUUUUCCUGUCAUGUUUAAUAGUAAAUGAUUCGAAAGGUGUUUGUUAGUCAUAGUGCUGAAUUGCAGUAAUAAAAAACUACUUAUUCUCAGAAAACAGAUGUGCACUACUCAUUUUUAUUUUCAAAUGAGGACCAGUUUCCUUCAAAUAGACUAUGGUAGAAAUUGUAUAACAUUGUGAGGUAUGAUUGGUAAUAGGAUAUUCAGAUAUGACAUUUUAAGUUACGUGUUCAAAUCAGGUCCAGCUCAGAAUUAGACAAUUCAUUUUUAGUCCGUCUUUGUGAAUGAGUUGUUAAUUAUACUUUAAUUCCUAUUUGGUCAUUAUCCAUGCCACAGACCACUGCAAUGGACCAUCCAAGUCGAGGCCAGAGGUUGCAUAGCUUAGCCAUGGAAAUCUUGCUCAUAUUGGGACUAACUCACCUCUUCCAAAUUAUCAUUGAUACUUAGUGGGGUUUGAUGAGGAGGGGAAGUUUACACUGAUACUGUGCAUGCUAUGUAUCUGUUUUGGGGAUCUAAGUAACCUCAGGCAUUACUUGAACAGCAGUCAGAAUCUAGCCACUGGAAGUGAACAAGUAUCAUGUCAGUUUCCAGGACUGUCAAUCUUUCAUGAGAACUAAAUUCACAUUUCAAGUUUUAUUCUCUGUUCUGUUUCCUAGUUGAGGGUGAAUCAUUUUGUAGUAGGGGGUUUUUGUCUAAACUUACUAAAAUAAGUAUUUAAGGUGUCACGAGGCAUAAAUUUUGUUUUCAGGUAGUACUAGCAAAAUGCUAAUCCUCAUAGAAGUCUUACUGAAGGAAAACAGAAGUGCUUGUGUGCAUGAAAGCAGAAUCAUAACCGCUAUGUAACCUACAUGAAGAAAGCCUGCACCUGGCAUCUAUUAUUGAAGAAAA